Messenger RNA from Toxotes jaculatrix (banded archerfish), 3099 nucleotides. RefSeq names its product mitochondrial uncoupling protein 2-like. Gene Ontology annotation, cellular component: mitochondrial membrane. Lineage: Eukaryota; Metazoa; Chordata; Actinopteri; Toxotidae. Gene Ontology annotation, molecular function: oxidative phosphorylation uncoupler activity. The transcript is spliced from 8 exons. The coding region runs from base 1420 to 2349 and encodes 309 amino acids. The record is from RefSeq and is a predicted model, not a curated record. Gene Ontology annotation, biological process: adaptive thermogenesis; response to cold; mitochondrial transport.
CUGUGUCAUAGGUCGUUGGUGGGGCCCAUUUUCAGGCCUUUUGUAAACAAGGCAUUUUCUUCAGCCUUAUUUAGAAAAGCAACCUCCAGGAUCUUGGGAAACUUGUCACAUGGAGUAAGAAAUCAUUGUAACUUUAAACAGCGAUGUCUUUAAAACACAGAGACAGACAAACAUAUGUGGGAAACACUGGUGGUGCAUGAUGCAGGACAAACAGUUAGCAGUGCAGUUUUGGGAAUAAAUAUCCUGACACAUAAAACAGCAGCUGAAAUCUUUAAUAUGCAGUGGAGAUAGUUUUGCACGGUCAGCUGCAUGACUUUACAUAAGUUUGCUGGGGCCAUGACCUGGAGCUGCAAUGGAAAGUCACAUGUACUGAGGCAUGCACACUCAAAACUCCAACACUUGUGUCUCCCCUGUCUAAGACUUUCCAUUCAGCAUCCAGUCCACUCUUUGGGUGCUGCUAGUUUGCCUGAACAGAUGCUAAAGGCUGAAUGAUUGCAUACAGAUGCCAUGGGCAUCCACCCACCUUCAUUCAUUGAAUGGAUUGGCUGAGGAGCAUGGUGGUUCCUUAGCCUGGAACAUUUCGUACUUUAUUACUUGCAGGGAGGAGGGAAGAGGGAAUUCCUAAAGCUCCUGAACUAGUUGUACCCUUUAUUGUGCGGCUCUAACACUCUGACAAGGAUGUAGUGCAAAUGUUGUCCACCACAGAAAUUGUUAGCCAGUCAAAUGCCCCAUGAAAACAUUUAGGGAAUCCAGACAGGCCUCUCAGUCUGAUUGGCCAUAUAUAUCAACCAAUGGAAAGCUGAGGUAUGCUCCCUGAUGUCAGUGCAGUCAGAGGAGAUGAUCUCUGCACAAGUUAAAGUUAAACCCCAAGUUCUGCAGUUCAAACUUUAAAUGCAUAUUUUCAUAUUAUUACCAGCAAGUAAAUUUAACUGUGAAAACUGUGAAAUCACUUGUUAAACAACACGAAAAUAUUCUAAAUGUUUGCAUGUGAUCAUAGAGUAUGAGUCCACACCAGGCUAGCUGUUCAGCAGCAGAUCAACAAGUGCUCAAAUAUCCGUCUGGGUCUCACUGACUCUGGUAAACAUGAGAUUCACAUGACGGGUGUGUACUGCUUGUCAGGUUUCCCCUGAGUCAUGUGUGAAAGGUGCCUAUAAAUUCAGAAGCUUCUUCCUCACUGAAACAUUAAGCACACAGGAUGACACGAGGGCACAAGGGACUAACUACCUAAAGGAUUGUAUAUUCUCUCCGCUGUGCUGGAUUAUAACUUUACUGGAAAACUAUUCAGAGUGGUGGUAUGCUGGCUUGCAGCAUAAAGUUUAUGGCCCAAGGCAUUUCCACAACAGAACCAUUUCCAAAGACUAGUGCCCUUUUCGAGGAAACUUGAAACUCUUCUUGAAACCCUCACUCACAGGCGUAGAAAUGGUUGGCAUGAAACCCAAAGACGUGGUGCCCUCUGCGGCAGUUAAGUUCUUCGGAGCAGGCACCGCAGCCUGCAUUGCUGACCUCAUUACCUUUCCACUGGAUACCGCCAAAGUCAGACUACAGAUUCAGGGAGAGACUCAUAAAGCUGAAGGAGCCAGUGCAACGAAGUAUCGUGGAGUGUUUGGCACCAUCACCACCAUGGUCCGCACAGAGGGGCCCAGGAGUCUUUACAGCGGACUGGUGGCAGGACUCCAGAGGCAGAUGAGCUUCGCCUCUGUCCGAAUCGGUCUUUACGACUCCAUGAAGCAAUUCUACACACGAGGCACAGAGAGUGCUGGGAUUGUUACUCGGCUCAUGGCGGGCUGUACCACUGGAGCCAUGGCUGUGGCUUUUGCACAACCAACAGAUGUGGUGAAGGUACGUUUCCAAGCCCAGGUACGGCUGGCUGAUGGUGGGAGGAGAUACAACAGCACCCUGGAUGCCUACAAGACGAUUGCGCGAGAUGAGGGAGUGAAGGGCCUUUGGAGAGGUUGCAUGCCCAACAUCACCCGUAAUGCCAUUGUAAACUGUGCAGAGCUGGUGACCUAUGACAUGAUCAAAGAACUCAUCCUGAAGUAUGGCCUAAUGACAGACAACAUGCCCUGCCACUUCACAGCUGCCUUUGGUGCAGGCUUCUGCACAACGCUUGUUGCUUCUCCAGUGGAUGUAGUCAAAACAAGGUUCAUGAACUCAGGGGCUGGCCAGUACAGCAGCGCGAUCAACUGUGCUCUCACCAUGCUGAGACUUGAAGGACCCACAGCCUUCUAUAAAGGAUUCAUGCCUUCUUUCUUGCGACUGGGGUCCUGGAACAUUGUGAUGUUUGUGUCCUAUGAACAAAUUAAACGAGGUAUGACAAGGGCACAACAGUACUGGGAGUCGCCAUUUUGACCUCAGCUCAUUAGCCUACCUCUUCAGACAGUGCUGCUCAGACACAGUGGCCUUGCCUUCAUCACGAUGCAGAGAUGGCCAGUGGUAACCCCGUAGCUGGAAAAGGAGACUAUGGUCACAUUACCAGUGUGGAUCAGAGGUGGACUUCAUGGGUUAUAAGGGUUCACGUUAUAAAGACUCAUGGCUGAAAACUCAUCGAAAUCCUGAAUGAACACUAACUCUGUGAGCAUUGUUUAAGUUUAGAGAAGCAUUCUGCAUUAUAGUGGUGCGCGGCUCCAAUACAGAAAUACUUAUUCAGGUGUAAAAGACUAAUUCCAUGAGGUUAUGUUUCAUCUUGUCUCCACAUAUAAACUCAUGCCUUGAUCAGCUGGCUGCUCACUUUGAAGACGGAUUUUCAUGUUUACAAGAAUGAACUGGAAGCUCAUAUGAAUAAUGUUAUGGUGUAAAGUUAUUUGUUAUUUAAUUCAGGUUUUCUAGGAAAGCAACAGACUGUAUGUGGCAAUGAUAAUUUCUAUACCCCUCACUUUGUCUUCUGUAUUGUGGAUUGUUUACCAUUUACCAUUAUCCAUGGUGCAUGUGGUCAGGGAUUUAUAGGUUAAUCUAUGUGCUGCUUAUUGUAAAUAGCAUGAUUUAUUGCUGGUCGAUAAGUCAGAUGAAUAUAAUAGAAUAUGUUGUACACAAUGAUAAGCAAUGAUAAAGUGAAUAAAUAAAGAGCCACUUUUUUAAAUCAGGCUGCUUGAUAAAACUGUA